CUUACGUUUCAUGUACUUGUGCGGCCGCGUAUAUCAACCAUCACCAUUGUGGCCUUGUGCUUCCAACUUUUAGUUGCGAUUGUCAGUUUGUCUUAGUUUCAUGCUUGUUGUGAAUUGCUUUUCCACGUAAAUUUGAGUACAUUCCAUGUGCUAACUGAGUUGUCCGCUCAAUUUUUUGUUUUUUACUCUUUUAGAUAAUCUUACUUUCCACUCUUCAGUUUUUCAGUGGACAAAGUACCUUCUACCUAAACAAAAACUAAACAGAUUCUGAAGUUACUCCACAACUCUUCAAUAUACGUCCACAAACAAGUUGGUGCAAGCUUCAUAUAGAUUCCCUGGAUAUUCUUCAGUUCACACUUAUGCGUUUCAACUUAUUACUUGUCUUCUUCGCUGCCUAUCGUUAGUUUAUUCAUUUCGGUUAGUUAGAGGCUGUCUGGAUUGUAGUCUUGUUCUUUCAGACUACUGUACUGUCUAAGUCUAUUUAUAUAGCCUACGUAUACAUCAAUUGACUACCAAGCUAUAAAAUAAAUGGAUUGGUUGAUGGGAAAAGCUAGAGGGGUAAGUCGUGGCUUCAUGCAUACCCCUUCAAGCAUCAUAUCUUCAGCUGCAGCAGAACAGAAUCCCAUCGUUCAACAUAACCCUUGCAUUUCUCCAAAUGGCACUCCCUCAGCGAGCACUAAUAGUACAGGUACUGAAACAGACAGCAGACGUUCUCCUGUUCCUGUCAAAGAGUUUUCUGCCAACGAACCUCGAAGUGGCUUCACUGUAAGGUUACGCGCACCUUCACCUUUGUCUGUAAACGUCCAAGUCUCUCAGGUGCCGAGUAAAUGUUCACAAUCACCUGAGGCGUCUGUUGGAAUAGAAAAACACGUUGAUCCUAAAACCCCAAUGUACAUGAAGAAUAUAUAUGUUUCUCAGCAAUUACCUAUAUUUUUGGAUUCAUCUUAUCCGGAAUUCUGUGAUGUGGUGGAGCCAUUUCCAGCUAUGGAUACAAAUGAAUGGCUUGCUGCGCACACAAUUGCUUUAUUUGACAAUAUUAGUACAAUAUAUGACGCCAUAUAUGAGCUCUGCAAUUGCCGAAGCCUUUGGGAGUCUCUAGAAGAUUCAGGCAUCCGCAAUAUCGUCUCAUCAUUGUUAAUAGAGAUUUCAAAUAGUUCACUUGGUGUACAAGGGGAAGAUGAUCGCGGUAAAAAAAACAAAAAUCUUAUAAUGGGUUCUAUCUCACAAUAUGGUAGGAUAUCAGCUCGUCAAGCCAUCGAUGGUGCUCUAUCCUCUUGUCAUGACCUUAUUCAAUGCCCUCGUUUAUUUCCUAUACGAAACGGUGAGCCUUUCCCUCCUGAUUUACCGCAAUAUGUUUCUGUUAUAUGUAAAAAUAUAUUGGUCUGCAUAGUUCAUUUGUAUGUUGCACAUUUUGAUAAUCUAGAUCAACUUGAGUUAAUACCUCAUAUGAAUACUCUAGCCAGGCAUUUCUUCGCAUUUAGCAAGAGGUUUUCUCUUGUUGAUGACAAGCAGUUGGAUGCUUUAGCGUGUUUUAGUCACACAGCAUUUAGUUCGAGCAAUUGAGUAGCUGUCAUUAUAGUUAUCAUACAAGUUCAUUUCUAAUAGAAUUACUAUAUCUGCAGUUAGUUGUCUUUCAUGUAACAUAAAUAAAUUUCGAAUAUCGAAUUCUCCCUUUCGAAAGCGAAUUCGCAUCCGAUUAUGCACUACAUUUUUAUAAAAAAUGCUGUUUCACGUAAUUUCAAGUUUCUUUGUCUUAUAAUAAUACUACCCUGCUCUUUUAGACAUGUUCGUUGUUUUGUUUGAUUUAAUUCAAUGUAAGUUUAUUUUAUUCCAUGACAUAAAUAUCCAGUUGUAUGUUUAUUCUUUUUAAAAUUUAAAUAAAUCACUGAUUUCGUGUAACGAAGUCUGGAGUAGCAGUUGAAUUCCUAACGCCUCAUCAUUUAACCGAUUCCAUUUAUGUAUUAUUGUACAUUUCUUUUUGUUUCUAAAGGCUUCUUAUCAUUUUAUCUCGAUCAUAUUUGCAUCGACUAAUAUUUUAGAAAUACUAGACUCAUUAUAAAACAUUAUUCUGCUCAACUAUAUUGUUUUAUGGUUUCUCUAAUCAACUUACUCAGAAAUUUUAUUGUACUUCACAAUCAUAGCAAUGUGUUCUGAAUGGUUAUGAACGUUCCUAUGAAUUAUUAAAAUUGUUAUGAUCGUUUUUGUCCGCAAAAUUAUGUGCUUGCACUUCAUGUUAAUCUUAAUAAUUUUGAGUAGUUUUUGAUUAUUAAGCCUUAUAAAAACUUACCAAAAAUAUUUGUUUGCCUAAUCUGGAUCAUACCGUGUUUGAAAGUUGAAUUCGCUAAUC
Messenger RNA from Schistosoma turkestanicum, 2347 nucleotides. The record is from the annotation of a GenBank genome assembly. Lineage: Eukaryota; Metazoa; Platyhelminthes; Trematoda; Strigeidida; Schistosomatidae.